CCUCUCUCUUUCUCUGCACCUGCCAAAACUGAAUCAGUAGUCAGUCCUUUUGAAUUCCAAUUUAGCUCAUUUAACUCUAUCAGCCUCUCAAUGAUCAUUCGUUCUGUACUCUAUCUUUCAAGAAAUUGUCAGAACAAAAAAAAUUAAGUUCUGGGAUUCUCUACUUUCUCAGAUAAAGUUCUGGGAUUUUCUUGAUUUUGGUUUCUGACAUAUUAUACGAGUGUUCAAAUUUUUUCCGGGAAAUCUCAGGGGUGGCAAGCCAGGAAAGUCAAGUUGGAGCUGAUUGCUGAUAAAAAUUGAAUUUUGGGAACUGGGACUGAUUGAGUAGUUUUGAUUAGUACAUUUGGAUUUCCGAUGGGUUCAAGAAAGAAUAGAACUUCUGCUAUUAAUGAAGCCACAGAGUUCUUUAACCAGCUGUUAGUGGAUAAGCCUCUUUUGCCUCUCGUAGUUCCCCUGUUGUUUGUACUUUGGGGUAUUGAGAAGUGGUUUUUCUCUCUCUCAAAUUGGGUUCCUUUGGCCGUUGCAGUCUGGGCUACUAUUCAGUAUGGGAGUUAUCAACGUCGUAUUCUCACAGAAGACUUGAACACAAAAUGGAAGCAACUGAUACUACAGACCUCGUCAACAACACCUUUGGAGCACUGUGAGUGGCUCAACGUGCUGUUAACAGAAGUUUGGCCCAACUAUAUUGGGCCUAAGCUCUCCUUAAGGUUCGCUUCUAUUGUCGAGAGACGUUUAAAGCAUAGAAAGCCAAGCCUGAUUGAAAAGAUUGAAUUGCAGGAAUUUUCGUUAGGUUCACACCCACCUAUCUUAGGUAUUCAUGGGGCUAGUUGGUCAACUUCAGGUGAUCAGAGAAUUCUGCGUUUCGGUUUCAACUGGGAUGCUACAGACAUGAGCAUUAUGUUGUCCGUUAAGUUGGCAAAACCACUCAUGGGAACUGCACGAAUUGUUAUCAAUAACAUGCACAUCAAGGGUGAUAUGCUUUUAAUGCCGAUCCUGGAUGGAAGAGCACUUUUAUACUCAUUUAUGUCUACUCCAGAGGUGAGACUAGAUGUCGCUUUUGGAAGUGGUGGAAGCCAAUCUCUACCUGGAACAGAACUUCCGGGUGUCUCUUCAUGGCUGGUUAAACUUGUUUCUGACACAAUAAGUAAAAGGAUGGUUGAACCUCGUCGUAACUGUCUUGCUUUGCCAGCGGUAGACUUGUAUAAGAAAGCUGUAGGCGGUGUACUGUAUGUUACAGUGAUUUCUGCUAGCAAACUUUCUAGGAAUAACUUGAAGGGAAGCCCCACAAAAAGACAACAGAGCUCAGUGGUAAAUGGACAUAAGGAAGAUCACCUUGAUGACAAAGAUUUGAGGACCUUUGUGGAGGUUGAACUUGAAGAGUUGACCAGGAAAACAAAUGAGCGACGAGGAUCUAGUCCCAGCUGGGAUUCAACAUUUAAUAUGGUUCUACAUGACAACUCAGGAGUUGUUAGGUUCAAUCUUUAUGAGUGCACUCCGGGUAGUGUAAAGUAUGACUUCCUAACAAGCCGUGAAGUCAAGAUAAGAUAUGUUGCGGAUGACUCAACAAUAUUCUGGGCAACUGGUGCGGACUCCACCGUGAUAGCGAAGCGUGCGGAGAUUUGUGGAAAAGAAGUCGAGAUGACUGUUCCUUUUGAGGGAAUAAAUUCUGGAGAGUUGAAAGUGAAACUUGUCUUGAAAGAAUGGCAUUUUUCUGAUGGUUCACAUAGCAUGAAUGGUUCAAGGAUUGGCUCAAGGCAAGCACUCAAUGGGUCAUCAAAAUUUCUUCCAACAACCGGAAGAAAAAUUUAUGUAACUGUUACAGAAGGAAAAAACCUUGUUGUGAAAGACAGACUUGGGAAGUCAGACCCUUUUGUUAAAUUGCAGUACGGGAAGGCAAUUCGAAGAACUAGAACUGUCCCACAUACUUCAGAUCCUACUUGGAAUCAGAAGUUUGAAUUUGAUGAAAUAGGAGAUGGUGAAUAUCUCAAAAUAAAAUGCUAUAAUGAAGAAACAUUCAGAGAAGAAAGCAUAGGUGGUGCUCGAGUAAAUAUGGAAGGCCUUGUUGAGGGAUCAGCAAGGGAUGUUUGGAUCCCUCUUGAAAAAGUGAAUUCCGGAGAGCUGCAUCUUCAUAUAGAAGCAGUGAGAGUUGAGGAUAAUGAAGGAUCAAAGGGAUUGCACAGAUCUACAGACAAUGGAUUGGUUGAGCUUGUUCUUAUUGAAGGAAGAGAUCUCUUUGCUGCUGAUCUGAGAGGAACAAGUGAUCCAUAUGUGAGAGUACACUAUGGAAACUUGAAGAGGAGGACUAAGGUUGUGUAUAAAACUCUAAAUCCGCAAUGGCAUCAGACCUUUGAAUUUCCUGAUGAUGGUAGUCCACUUGAGUUGCACGUCAAGGACCACAAUGCUCUGCUGCCUACAUCAAGCAUAGGUGACUGCGUUGUAGAAUACAAGAGAUUACCUCCAAAUCAGAUGUCCGAAAAAUGGAUACCACUACAGAAUGUAAAAAAUGGUGAGAUCCAUAUUCAAGUAACUAGACGAGUUCCAGAAUUAGACAAGAAGCCACCAGACUCUGAGUCGUUUUCAAUUCAAGCACGCAAGCGAACUUCUAAACAGAUGAAGCAAAAUAUGAUCAAGUUUCAGUCUUUGAUAGAGGAUGGCAAUCUUGAAGGACUUUCAGCAUCACUGAGUGAGCUGGAAACACUGCAUGAUGCUCAAGAAGAGUACAUUUCCCAGGUUGAGAUGGAGCAAAUGCUUCUCCUGAACAAGAUAAAUGAACUUGGUCAGGAAGUCUUAAAUUCCCCAGCUCCCUUGAUUAGAAGAGCCACAAUUCCUUGACGCUGAUGUUAACUUUAGCAAUGUAGUUAGAAUCACAGGAAACCCGUAGUUGCUAAUGCUAAGUAUAGGGUCCUAAGAAAAUUUUUUCAAUCUGUAUAUUGUUUUACCACAUGUAUGUAUGACUGAGAAAUGCUUAUUUUGCCCUGCAAUGAAAAUAUGGCCUUAGAUCCACCCCAGAACUUCAUUUUU
Messenger RNA from Coffea eugenioides, 3021 nucleotides. Its product is annotated as synaptotagmin-5. Bases 355 to 2832 code for a protein of 825 amino acids. The transcript has 14 exons. Lineage: Eukaryota; Viridiplantae; Streptophyta; Magnoliopsida; Gentianales; Rubiaceae. Gene Ontology annotation, molecular function: lipid binding. The record is from RefSeq and is a predicted model, not a curated record.